This is a messenger RNA of Rubroshorea leprosula, 1658 nucleotides long. The record is from the annotation of a GenBank genome assembly. Lineage: Eukaryota; Viridiplantae; Streptophyta; Magnoliopsida; Malvales; Dipterocarpaceae.
UUUUCUUUUCUUCGAUGAAAGCCCUAGGAGAUGGCUGAUCCUUACUCAACUGACGAAGUGCAGUCGUACCAUGACCCAUGGUACACCUUCCAGGACAGUUUCCUGGAGUUUAAUGCUUGGUCGGCGAGACGAGCAUCCGAGAAACAGAAAGAUUUGCUCAUACUUGAGGCUUUCAAAGGAAGUGAUGUUGGUUCGGCAUGGUUCCCUUCACAGCGUGAUGUCAUGCACGCAAGACUCGAAAGGCAAGAUUUGCUACUGGUGCCAAUUCAUUUUGCCUUCUCGUCUGGCAAGAUAAAAGAUUGGUGUGGCUGGCCUAAGGAGAUGCUUGCUAAUAAUGGUUUUGUGGAGACAUUACGUGUUGCCGGGGUUCUUAAGCCGGUCGCUCUGAGCCAAGCGGUGGAAUGGCUCUGUCGCUUGAAAGCACUGAAGGAAUAUCCCAUGGCGAAGUGUGGUUACACUAGUGGAACAGCUCUGCUGGCUUGCUCUCGGAUAGGAAAGAGAAAAAUAAAGGGGCAAAUUGUCUCGGAUGUAGAUGGCUUUCUUGAUGACUAUGGCAGCUUUAAUUUCCACGCAUACAAGGUGAUGCUUGGGACAUUUGCUCCACUCGAAGUGAGUCUUUUUGACAAAGCACUCUUGGCAGUGCUUGGGAAUCAGAUUGUGAACUUCAUUGCUGGGGACUUGGGCCAUCUGGAAGCACUAGCAGUAGUCACACCAUCCAUGUUGUUGUGUUUUACAUGGUGGAGGACAUGGAGCUUGGAGUGUUACUGCCCAGAAAGGGUGACAAGGCUAUUCGACUAUGAUCAGGAUGUCCCUCGAGCUCCAUCUUCAGACAAAACAGAUUGGAAUAAGGCCAUGUGGCCUUACAUUGAUGAGGCAGCUUCCAACAUGUGGAGCGAAGGCGCCGCCACGCUGAGGUUUUUCAGCAUUGCUAAAAUGUCGACCAUGUCACCGUUGAUGUUGGAAUAUUGGGGUACACUGUUGAAGAGCAACUACCACAAGCAUUCUCAAGGGUUUUUGAUGAGGGGAUACGAUGGACAAUGGGUACCUGUUUGUCUUCUCGUACUUGGCUUGGUGGAAGAGGAGUAUGGUGCUGCUGAAGGAGAACUCGAGCAAGAAGCAACUGACAAUGCUGGAAUUGGAGGAGAAGCUGAUGAAGCUGCUCCUUCAAGAAAGUCAUCACUGGAUAAGAGAAAAAGCGUUGCUCAACCACUCAAAUCGGCAACUUCUGAUGAGGGUUUUGGCCUAGUUCCUAUUCUUGGCAAUGACGAAAUCCCCUCCAAACCUAAAGAGGCUGAGAAGGUAGAAGCUCUGGCGGUGAACAUGGAGGAAGCUUUGGCUAAUCCUGACAUUCACCGGAAAAUUUUGGCUAAGGAAAUAGGUGAGCCUCCACUCCCUGACAAGAUACUUAAUUUUGUCGACUCUACCGUUGAUUGGAGUGACCCUGCGUCCUUCACAGCUGAGUUGGCGAAGAAGGCUAAGGCUAGUGAAGUUUUGCUGUAGAAACCCUUUACUAUAAGUUAUCUGCAGGUCAUGAAAGAGAUGACAAUGAACCAAAAAAGAGUAGUAGAGGGACGACACUUGACUUUGGUAGAGUAGAGGGAUGACAACAAACAAAUCCUUAGUAGAGAGACAAGAACGAAUAAAAUAUGAAAGUAGAG